AUGGCCCUAAAAAUCGAAGGUGAAGCUAAAUUAGACACUGAGCCUUGCGUGGUCGCUUGGGAUAACAAAUUAUUUGUUGGAACAGCAGAUGGAUUUGUAAGAACAUUUGAUGCCAACCUUUCACCCGGCGUGUCAUGGCCUGCGCACGGAGUCCAACUAUUUGCAAUUGCAGCGAUUCAUGGCAAGGUCUAUACGUCUUCUAACGAUGCUGGCAUCAGGGUGUGGUCUGCAGAGGGCGAGAAACAGGCGGAACUUACUACUGCAGAGGAGGACGUCGGCGUGCUGCGUGUAUUUGAUAAAUGUCUUUAUGCUGGAGACGAAAGCGGCAAUGUACUCGUCUAUGAAGACAACGUAGAAAAGGCAAGAUACAAUGUUUUGGAGGAAGUAAAAGACUUAUGGCUUAGUCCACCAUAUAUGUUUACAGUAAGGGAUCUUGAUGUCACUGUCACAGAAAUUAAGCCUGAUGAGUCAAAGACCCGGUUUGUCACGCGUCACACAAUGGAAGGACGCGCGCCGCUGCGCGUUGCGGGCACGCGCCUUGUGGUGAUGGCCCGCGGCGGCAAUAACAUGCGGCUUCACGACGCUUCCGUCGCCACUUCUUUCAAACAACUGCAAGAAAUCAAAGUAAGCGACAUGAUUGUCACUAGUAUGUCAGUUUGUGGUGACUACGUUUGGACCGGUGGUUGGGAUGGGACUAUCCGAAGAUACAAGAUAGCUAUCGACGUUUUGGAACCAGCUGGAGAAGUGGUCCUUGGAAGCUGCAUCAACGGACUAGUGUCUACACCGGAUAGCGCUUAUGCCACUGUAUCUGGUGGUAAAGUUGUCCGUAUCAAAGCGACAUAA
This is a messenger RNA of Chilo suppressalis (striped riceborer), 843 nucleotides long. NCBI's taxonomy places the organism in Eukaryota, Metazoa, Arthropoda, Insecta, Lepidoptera, Crambidae. The record is from the annotation of a GenBank genome assembly.